GGAGAACCGAUGUAACCUAACUAACCAAAGGUGACAGGAGUAAUAUCAUAAGUAGCCAUUGUAUCCCUAUACCUGUACAUAUAUCUCAAGGCGCCAUGCCACCGGUUGACCAGCCGGACAACGUAACCCUGGCCCUGUUCGUUGUCCUUUUACAAUGUCUAGCUUCUCUAGGCGUGUGCAUUAAUAGUAGGUCAGGUGUAAUGAUGCAAUCAGACGCGCAACAUGGCAAGGGAUCACCAUUAACGCGGGAAUCGAGGUUUCCUGGUGGCUGCACCUUGUCACCUCGCCGGACCCCUCGGAGCCCGGCAACAAUUACGUACAGGAGACGGACAUGAAUAUGCCAUGGUAGUAAGUAAUGUUUGGG
Molecule: messenger RNA, 364 nt
Organism: Durotheca rogersii
Lineage: Eukaryota; Fungi; Ascomycota; Sordariomycetes; Xylariales; Xylariaceae
Exons: 1
Coding region: 96-335 (79 amino acids)
Source: RefSeq, a predicted model, not a curated record